Parastagonospora nodorum SN15 is the source of this 1128-nucleotide messenger RNA. RefSeq lists its product as hypothetical. Lineage: Eukaryota; Fungi; Ascomycota; Dothideomycetes; Pleosporales; Phaeosphaeriaceae. The record is from RefSeq and is a predicted model, not a curated record. The transcript has a single exon. The coding region runs from base 1 to 1128 and encodes 375 amino acids. Gene Ontology annotation, molecular function: 1-alkyl-2-acetylglycerophosphocholine esterase activity.
AUGUCACCCAAAACCACCCAUCUCUGCAUAGCACUAUCUCUAUUCCUCUCCCAAUUCACAACAGCCACCGUCAUCCCAAUCGUCGGAUCUCCUCCCUUCGAUGUCUCAAUCACAACCGCCGCUCUAACAGACACCGACCGCCUCGACCCUUACGCAAAAGACAACCGUGCCCGUACAAUCAUGAUUUCCAGCUUCAACCCGAUCAAAGUCUGCCACAACAAGACCGUCGUCCCAUACAUGCCCCCUGGCACAGCCGCCGCCCAGGACGAAAAGUACGGCGCCUAUGGCCUCCCCAACGGUACCUUCCAAUCCCUGCAGCUCUCAAGCUGCGGGAACCAGGAGAAUACACACAACGCUUGUCCCGCGUCUUCCCUCCCCAUUGUGCUCUUCUCCGGCGCCCUAUCCACCUCGCGAUUAAUCUACACCAGCAUGCUCCAAAACAUUGCCGCAGCAGGCUAUCUCGUGAUCUCAAUCGACCACCCCUACGACUCCGACGUCGUCGAAUUCCCCGACGGCGGUAUCGCUACAGGCACGAACAUAGAGAGCGACGAGGAGCUAGCCCUCGCCCUAGCCACGCGCGUCGCCGACAUCGCGUUCGUAAGGGAACAAUUGUCUAACACGACAGUUACGAAUAUGCUCUUCCCCGGCCAGCGCAAAACGAAGAAAGUCGCUGCCAUCGGCCAUAGCCUCGGUGGCGCAGCCGCCGCCGCCGCAAUGCUCAACGACCACUCCAUCAGCGCGGGCAUCAACCUCGACGGGAGUUUCCUCGGCGCCGUGAUCACCGCUGGACUCGACCGCCCAUUCAUGCUAAUGGGCCACGAGAACAAAACCCAAGAAACUGAUCCGUCGUGGAAAGCCAUCUGGCCGAAGCUCACGGGGCGGAAGAAGGAAUUCGAAGUCAAGAAGACUGCGCACUACAGUUUCUCGGACCUGCCGCGCAUUGUGGACGUGCUGGGUUUUCAAGACAUGUUGCCGGCUGAAGUUGGCGAGGUUCUGGGCACGCUUGAGGGAAGGCGGAUGAUGGAUAUUGUUGCGACAUAUGCGGUUGCAUUUCUGGACAUGGUGUUCAAGUCUGGGUCUGGGGAAGUGUUGGAAGGGGAGUUCCCUGAGGUGGUGAUUGCGGCGUAG